AUCUGAAUAAAGAAGGCGGUCAAUUUUUAAAUCAAGCUUUAGUAAAAGAGCUCCUAACGUCACUGGCUGUAUUGCAGGUGUAAUACUUUAGAAUCUCUUAUAUAUUUCUUUGCAGCCACUCUAUCUGGAAGGUGCUAUUGUCAAUUCAAACUCACUGUGGUUACUUCUUUCUUAUUGUAUUUCUCUUCAUUAUUGAUCGGUUUAAUUGAUAUAUUAGGUGAAGAUAUGUCUGUAAUUCUGUGUACCGGUAAGUAAUACUCAAUACUCAACACUCACUCUUUCCUUCAUCAGACUGUUAUUACCAUCUUCAGAUGAAUUGUUGCUUUUUCAUAGCAAUUGGAGUGAACUGGUUUCUUUUGCCUCUAAACCUUCCACCUAUCUUUUUGCUUCAUCUUUUCCUCUGACCAAGUUAUCAUCCAUCUCGAAAUGGCGUAUCUACCCGCUUUUGAAAAUGGCCAAACUGACAUUCUUUGCAUUCUUGUUACAGCUGGCUAUGACCAUACUAUCAGGUAAAUAUUACUCUUAUGCGCGACUUGCAAUACGGCAGUUUACUGAAAUUCUACAAUCAUUAGAUUCUGGGAAGCCCUCUCUGGUAUCUGUUCUCGAACAAUUCAACAUCCUGAUUCUCAAGUCAAUCGAUUAUGCAUCUCCCCCGAUAAGCGCUUCCUAGCUGCAGCUGGCCACCAUACAGUUAAACUCUACGAUAUUAAGUCAACAAAUCCGAACCCACUUCUCACAUUCGAAGGACAUACAGGAAAUAUUACAGGUGUCGCUUUUCAUUGCGAAGGGAAAUGGAUGGUGACAAGUUCUGAAGAUGGAACCGUUAAAAUUUGGGAGACACGAAGUGGCACUGUUCAAAGAAGUUAUAGUCAUGGCUGUCCUGUGAACGAUGUAGUCAUCCAUCCAAACCAAGGUGAAAUCAUCAGCUGUGAUCGUGGAGGCAGUGUUCGCAUUUGGGAUCUUGCAGAAAAUAAUUGCUCUCACCAACUUAUUCCAGAGGAGGACGUACCUGUUUCCAGCGUCACCGUCGCAACUGAUGGAUCAACCUUGUGUGCUGGUACUAAUUCUGUAAGUGAGCUCUCAAGCACUUUUAGAAUUAUGCUAACAUAUGUGCAGGGCAGCGUUUAUGUUUGGCAGCUUCUUCAGUUCCGUGAGAAGACACAACUUAUGCCAAUUACUCACUUCAAGGCUCAUAACCAAUACAUCACUCGUGUUCUACUAUCUCCAGAUGUCAAGAAGCUCGCAACAUGUAGUGCCGAUCAUACCGCCAAGAUCUGGGAAGUAGACUUUACAGCUCUAGCUCCAAACCCAAACCAGCCACAAACGGAAGCAAGAGCAUUCAAUCUUGAGUCAACAUUAACCGGUCAUCAACGAUGGGUUUGGGAUUGCGCUUUUAGUGCUGAUUCUGCUUACCUUGUUACUGCAUGCUCGGAUCAUUAUGCUCGACUUUGGGAGUUACAUAGUCAAUCGGUUAUCAGACAAUACAAUGGUCAUCAUCGCGGUACAUUGAUCCAAACAUUCCCAUCUAUUGCUUCAUCUGAUCAGUCAAAUCUAGGACUCGUUUGCGUUGCUUUGAAUGAUUAUUCUGAAGCUCGUUAAUUUUGCAUUUGCUUGCAUCGAUUUAGGCGUUCCAAUUUCAACCGGUUGCGGGAGUUCUAGGAUUUAUAAUCAUUGCAUUUUCGUGGGGUUAUACUGGGUCGUGGAUACUAACGUUUAGUUCAUCUAUUGCUGGUGAUUUAUAUGCAUGGCUUUGGCGUCUUCAUGUAUGUAUGAACUUUUAGUUCACAUGGCGUUGAUUCAUACCCUUGGAUGGCUUACUAAUAUUGAUAAGUCAAAUCCAAAAGGAAAAGCAUUACAUCUUAUGAAUAUUUAUAAAAUAAAUGUAGAAAAUUAAAAAGGAAAAAGUGAUGUGGGGUUGAUCUUAUUGUUAAUAUAGAAACGGUAUAAUAAAAAAUCUAUAUUAUCAUUCAUAUAGUAUUACCAACUUCCUUGUC
Sclerotinia trifoliorum is the source of this 1994-nucleotide messenger RNA. The record is from the annotation of a GenBank genome assembly. Lineage: Eukaryota; Fungi; Ascomycota; Leotiomycetes; Helotiales; Sclerotiniaceae.